Molecule: messenger RNA, 561 nt
Organism: Didymodactylos carnosus
Lineage: Eukaryota; Metazoa; Rotifera; Eurotatoria; Philodinida; Philodinidae
Source: the annotation of a GenBank genome assembly
AUGGACGUCUUGCACGCCCUCUAUAAAACGUUGAUAAACGAUUUUUGCAAACCUGUCCAGUUAUUAAUGUGCAGAGAUGGAAACGAUGUUCUGUUUCCAUUAGAACCGCCAUUAAGUUCCUUCUCUGAUGAAAAAGAUCAACAAAACAAUGCAAUUCCUCAACAACUCGAUAUCCGAAAAGUUCUCGAUUCUUUAUAUGAGGAUGUUAAUAAUGAUAAACAACGAAAGCAAGUCGAUGUAACCAGCUCAAGUACUAUAAAUGGUGUUGAUCCACUUUUCCCAUUUGAUCAAAAAAAACUUCGUGCUCGUCAAUUUCGAUUAACGUGUCCGUUGGUAUCUCGUCAAAGUAUUUCGAAUAUCGAAGACACCUAUGGGGUUCGACUAGAUAGUGACACUCGGCUAUGUGAAGGUCCUUAUGUUAUUUUGCACACACACCUCAUUAAAGUUCAUAAACUCAAUAGAUCAUGUGCCACAACAUUAGUCAAUGCCAUUCAGGAGCAACAAAUUGAACAAAAUGCAAUAUCAAGUUUAGAAAUGGAAGUGAACAAAGGAAGAAUAUGA